UAUAGUACUAUUAGUUGCUUUUGUACUUUUGCUACAUCGGUUUAAUACAUUGGGUGGACAUUAUGGUUUUUCAGUUUUUGCUUUGCUUCAUCGGUCUAGUUUCACUAGUGCAGUCAGCCGUGAUCGUCCCGUCUGCACGUGUUUUAGCUGCACCAGCAGUCGCUGCUCCUAUUGCUGUAGCUCGGCUAUCCGAUGCCACUUACGAUGUAAAUCCGCAAUAUUCUUUCGGUUACGACGUUCAGGACAGCUUAACUGGAGACAGCAAAGCUCAGAUCGAGACCAGAAAUGGAGAUUUUGUACAGGGACAAUAUAGUCUUACUGAACCUGAUGGCACUAGACGAAUUGUGGACUACACUGCAGACCCGGUGAAUGGUUUCAAUGCUGUAGUCAGAAAAGCUCCAGUGGCAGUAGCUGCCCCACUUGUAGCUGCCCCAGUGGCCCCUGCUGCUCCUCUCGUUGCCAGAGCAAUUGCUGCUCCAUUGAUUGCAGGAUAGAUGUGUUGUUAAAAUGUCUAAAGUAUUAUUGUUUUGAAUAAAUAUAUUAACGCUUGAAA
Dendroctonus ponderosae (mountain pine beetle) is the source of this 553-nucleotide messenger RNA. RefSeq names its product larval cuticle protein A2B. Lineage: Eukaryota; Metazoa; Arthropoda; Insecta; Coleoptera; Curculionidae. The coding region runs from base 63 to 494 and encodes 143 amino acids. Gene Ontology annotation, cellular component: extracellular matrix. The record is from RefSeq and is a predicted model, not a curated record. The transcript is spliced from 3 exons.